Molecule: messenger RNA, 2055 nt
Organism: Eimeria maxima
Lineage: Eukaryota; Apicomplexa; Conoidasida; Eucoccidiorida; Eimeriidae
Product: GTP-binding protein, putative
Exons: 9
Coding region: 1-2055 (684 amino acids)
Cellular component (GO): mitochondrion
Molecular function (GO): GTPase activity; GTP binding
Source: RefSeq, a predicted model, not a curated record
AUGCAGCGACAGGCAGCUGCUCCGCUACAGCGGCUGCUGCUGCUGCAGCCACGAAGACAGCUUGUUUUUCCUAUAUCUGGUGCGGCUGCAGCUGUUGCUCCUGCUGCUCCUGUUCCUGCUUCAGCUCACCAGUGUGUGGCGGCUAGGUGGACCAGCAGCAACAUCAGUUUCACCGGCAGCAACAGUUACAGCCGCAUCUGCUGCUGCAGCUACAGCAGCAGUUGUCUAUCAACCGGCGAUUUACGUCCUCCAAAACUGCAGCGACAGCAACCGCCACAGUCAUCCCUAGCAGCAGCAGCUCCUGCUCCUGCUGCAACAGAAGCAGCAACAGCAGCAGAUCCAGAGGCUGGCGUAGCAGCAAAUGGUGCAUAUGAAGGCUUUUCGCUUGCAGAAGCAGAAAUAACAGCAGAAGCAGCAGCAGCAGCAACAGAGGGGCCAUCAGCACAAGCACCAGCAGCAGCAGCAGCAGCAGAACCGCCAGCAGCAGCAGCAGCAAAGUCUUUGAUUAGUUUGCUGCAUGAAGAAGACUUAGAAUUUGGGGGGCGACCGCCGCCUCCUUUCUGUGAUUUCCUGUGGGUGGAGGCAAAAGGGGGACGAGGAGGAUCCCCAAAACCGGGCUCUUUCCGGUCUCGAGCACUUGGAAAGGGCCCUGGGUACGGAGGUCACGGCGGGUCCGUCCUGCUACGCUGCAGCAGCAGCAUCGAUUCGCUUUUCCCGCUGCAGCAGCAGAUUGCUGCAGCACCAGGAGGAGAUGGCCACAAGACUAGCAGGGGAUUGCAUGCUCCAGACACCAUUGUCAAGCUUCCUCCUGGAACGAUUGUGCGGAAAAGGAUUUUGACGGGGGAGAAGAGCAAAGGCGGCAGAUCCAUCAGGACCUCUGUCUUCUGGCAGCAGCUGCUCGAGGAAGGCCAAUCGCUCCUGGUGGCUGCAGGUGGACGCGGAGGUAUUGCCCCCCCGAAUAUAAAACAACAAAAGAAGAGGAGAGCUCCUGAGUUUAGGGUUUGUCUGAUGAAGGCGGGGGAGAAGGUAUUCCUCGAAUUGGAGUUGCGCUUAGUAAACGACAUUGGAGUUGUUGGCGAAAACGCAGCAGGAAAAACGUCCCUGGUGUCUGCCUUGACAGACUAUCAGUCGCGCAUUGGGCCUCAAGGGUUCCAAACUCGGCGGCCUUUCUUGGCUUCAAUUGGCUGGUCCAAUGGUCACAAGGCUGUUGUGUUAGAUGCACCUGCUCUCUUCCCUGGUGCCCACAAAGACAAACGACUGGGACUUCGUAUUUUAAGGCAUUACUGCAGAUCAAGGGUUUAUCUGUAUGUCCUCGACCCAACCCAAACAGAGCAGCAGCAAGAUCCACGUUUGCUACUGCUGCUGCAGCAACAGCAACGGCAGCAGAGCUUGCUGCAGCAGCAGGAACGAGCCCUCCUCGACCAGCAACAGCGCGAAAAACGCAGCAACAGCAACGAGGCCGAUAUACUAUCGCAACAGGAGCAGUGGCUUGAGGCUCAGCAGCAGGGCCAGCACGAGCAGCAAAAGCACCACGAACAGCAGCAGGAACGGAAAGAACAACAACAGCAAGAGCAACAACAGGAACAGCAGAAGCAAGAGCAACAAUGGGAACAGCAGAAAGAGCAGCAAAAGCAACAACUACAUCAACAACAACAACAGCAGCAGGAGGAAAUGGAAGAGACACGUCUUCUUCAGGUGUAUGGGGAACUAGCUCCUGAUGUUUUCUGCCAGUUCUUGAGGUUGCGGAGGGAAUUAAGACUUCAUGAUAAACACUUCCACAGGAAAACCGAGCUUGUGGUUGUGACGAAGUGUGAUGCCUUAGAGCGGCAGCCGCUGCUUGCUGUCGACUCCCUACACCAUCGCAUGCGGCAUUUCUUCCCCGAUAUACCCGUUAUAGCGGCUUCCCCUCGGUUCGGUUUGGGUUGCGCUGCUGUUGCUAACGAGCUGUACCGACUUCUGGAGCUGCAGCGACAGCAGCAGCAGCAGCUCGUGCCGCUAAGGCGGGUAACCGUCAAUCUGGAAGAAACCGCCCUCGCCCUAAACCGUAAACCGUAA